Molecule: messenger RNA, 4215 nt
Organism: Anopheles marshallii
Lineage: Eukaryota; Metazoa; Arthropoda; Insecta; Diptera; Culicidae
Gene: anne
Product: polyamine-transporting ATPase 13A3
Exons: 2
Coding region: 1-4215 (1404 amino acids)
Biological process (GO): intracellular calcium ion homeostasis; polyamine transmembrane transport
Cellular component (GO): membrane
Molecular function (GO): ATP binding; ATPase-coupled monoatomic cation transmembrane transporter activity; polyamine transmembrane transporter activity
Source: RefSeq, a predicted model, not a curated record
AUGAUGCCACUGACGGAAGGAUCGGCCUCGGCCGAUCGGUUCUCGGUGGCGGGAUCGGCAGCCGGAUCAACGUACGACGUACCAGCCGAGCUGGACACGGCGCUUACCGACGACCAACAUCGUCACGGUGAUCCAGCUGCCUUGCCAACCGCUGCCGAUGAGACCGAUCGGUCGACGGUACCGUGUUUAAACGAAACUCCCCGCAUACUACCGGAAGCCGGAGAUGAGGACGGGCCGGCGGCAGUACAGAUCAAGAAAGCGCGUAAGUCCACACUGUUCCAAACGCACAACCAUCAUCCACAACAUCACCGUUCGCAUCACCGGUACGAUAUCGAGCAAGAAAAGUCGCAUCCUGACGCUGUAUCCACUUUAGCGGAGCUGUUGCAGGAUUCCGGUCUCCAGGCGUCCGUGCACGACAUCCUGAACGAUGGCGAGGAGGACCAGAUGUUUAUCACCGGGUACGAACGGUGCCUGCGCAAAACGUUCCUGUGCUACGUCGGCUUCCUGCUUACGUUCGGCAUCCUGCGGUUGGUGAUGCAUUGGCGACGACAUUGGUUGCUGCUCGCGACGCACCGUGAAUGUUCGCUCGAGCACGCCGAAAAGGUGCUGAUCCACGAGGCAUACCAACGCAAGCACGAUCUGUACUACGUGAAGGACGUUAUUACGCUCAGCGGUGAUGUUAUCAGUGAAAUUCUGGAUGAAAAGAAGAAACCAACGACAACCAACGCUCGUAACGUGAUCAAGGAGCUGACGCAGAAUGGAAUAACGGAUUACGUCGGGUUCUUCCGUUCGCUAAACCCGUUCCAGGUGGCUUACCAUCGCACCGGUGGGCGAUUCGAGCAUGCGAGCACGAUGCGUUACUUUUGCUGCAAGAAGCUACGGUACAUAUGGUGCGACCUGACCAAGCGAUUCAUCAAACUGCAGGGUCUGGACGUGGAGGUCCCGAGCGUACUCAUCCACCACACGAAGGGACUGUCCGUGUACGAGCAGAGCAUCCGCCGCUUGAUCUACGGAAGUAACGAAAUCUUCAUCCCGCUGCGUAGCGUACUAACGCUGCUGUUUCUCGAGGUGCUCAAUCCGUUCUACGUGUUUCAGAUCUUCUCGGUGAUAUUGUGGUUUUUCUACGAGUACUACUACUACGCGGUGGUGAUCGUACUGAUGAGCGGGUUCGGUAUUACCGUCUCGAUCAUACAGACGCAGCGCAACCAGCGCGCACUCUACUCCACCGUGAAGAGCACCGACACGGCGAUGGUGGUGCGAGACAACAUGGAAUCGGAAACGAUCGAGACGCGGUUUUUGGUGCCGGGUGAUGUGCUGGAAAUACCUGCCACCGGUUGCACGAUGCAGUGCGACGCGGUUUUGCUAUCGGGCAACUGCAUUCUGGACGAAUCGAUGCUGACGGGUGAGAGUGUGCCGGUCACAAAGACACCGCUGCCGCUUAAGCGCGACCUGAUCUACAACCGUAAGGAGCACGCGCGCCAUACACUCUUCUGCGGAACUCGCGUCAUCCAAACGCGCUACAUCGGCAGCGAGAAAGUCCUGGUGAAGGUACUAAACACGGGCAACAUCACGGCGAAGGGUGGCCUGAUCCGAUCGAUUCUGUAUCCGCCCCCGGUGGACUAUAAGUUUGAGAAGGACUCGUACAAGUUUAUUACCGUGCUGGGUGUGGUGGCAUUCUGUGGUUUUGUCUAUACGCUCUACACCAAGAUUAGCCGUAGCAUUGGAGCUGUUAAGAUCAUUGUCGAAUCGCUGGAUCUGAUCACGAUCGCUGUACCGCCGGCGCUUCCGGCUGCGAUGACCGUUGGCCGUAUGUACGCGCAGAAACGUUUGAAGCGGAGCAACAUUUACUGCAUCUCGCCCCGGGCAAUCAACGUGUCGGGCAGUAUCGAUUGUGUGUGCUUCGACAAGACGGGAACGCUGACGGAGGAUGGUCUGGAUAUGUGGGGCGUGCUGCCAAAGGAUUCGACCAUCAGUUUCCAGAUUCCUCUUAAAGAUAUUGCCCGGUUGCCAAUGAGUGAUCAUCUACUGUUCGGUAUGGUAACUUGCCAUUCAAUUACGUUCGUAAACGGUGAGAUGCGUGGCGAUCCGCUUGAUCUGAAGAUAUUUGAGUCGACCGGGUGGAUUCUCGAGGAGGCGAAUGUGUCCGACGAAACCAAAUACGACAUGCUGUUCCCGACGAUCGUAAAACCACCGCGUGGUGAUUCGCGAGAUGAGAUUAACCUCGAACUGGACGUAGCGUAUGAUAAUUCCAACGACAUCGGUAUCGUGCGCGAGUUUUCCUUCACCAGUGCGCUGCAACGGAUGUCGGUAGUAACGCGUAAGGUGUCGGACAAUCACUUCAACGUGUACGUGAAAGGUUCACCCGAGAUGAUCAGCACGCUAUGCCGGCCCGAAACCAUACCGGAAGAUUUUCAAUCGAAGUUAGGUUUUUACGCACAGCAGGGCUAUCGUAUCAUUGCGAUCGCGUACAAACAGCUGGACAAGAAGCUAAACUACCCGAAGGUUCAAAAAAUUGCCCGUGAAAAGGUGGAAUGUGAAUUGGAGUUUUUGGGCUUUGUCAUUCUGGAGAACCGGCUCAAAGCGGAUACGGAGGAGGUGAUUGAGAGUUUGAAUGCGGCCAGCAUUCGCUCGGUAAUGGUAACAGGCGACAAUCUGCUCACGGCGGCAAGUGUCGCACACGACUGUGGUAUGAUACUGCCCGGUCAGAACCUGGUGACGGUGACAGCGCACGCUGACAAAGCAAACCCGGACCAUUACUUUCUGUCGUACGAUAUUACCGGCCAGGCACAGCUCACACCGUCCGACAUCAUUAACGAUAACCAGUUGGUGCCGGAAGGUAAACCGGACGGUACGCAUAAGGUGAAGGAAAAUGGUAACUACGCACUUAUGACGGAAUCCAACAGCAUUAGCAGUUCGAUCGACACGUGCACGAUCUCGACCCAGCUGAGCACAAACUUCGACAAGGACCAUCACUCGCAUCGCAUCGUGAUCGAGGCGGAUCACGAUUGCAACUCCAUCGCGGACAUUAAGGUGAUGAAUGGCGUUACGUCCGAUCCGCUAACGCUUACCAAGACGUCCGGUUCGUUCUGCUUUGCACUGACGGGUAAAACGUGGGCCAUCAUCAACGAACACUUUCCGGAGCUGGUACCCACCAUUACCUCGUUCGGGACAGUGUUUGCCCGAAUGUCCCCCGACCAGAAGCAGCAUCUUAUAACGGGGUUGCAAAAUCUCGGUUACUACGUGGCGAUGUGUGGCGAUGGGGCGAACGAUUGCGGUGCGUUAAAGGCGGCCCACACGGGUAUCUCGCUUUCGGAGGCGGAAUCAUCUGUCGCGUCACCGUUCACGUCCAAAAACCCAACCAUUGCCUGUGUGCCGAACGUGAUAAAGGAAGGUCGGGCGGCGCUGGUUACCUCGUUCGGCAUAUUUAAGUUCAUGGCUGCCUAUUCGCUUGUGCAGUUCGCUUCCGUGGUAAUACUCUACUCGAUCGACUCGAACCUGACGGAUUGGCAGUAUCUGUACAUCGAUCUGUUCAUCAUCUCGAUUGUGGCAUUCUUCUUCGGCAAAACUUCCUCAUACGAUGGACCGCUAGUAAAGCAAACACCCUCCAACUCGCUGAUAUCGCUUGCGCCAUUGCUGUCGCUGGCACUGCACAUGAUUGUUGCGAUCGGCAUACAGAUGGCCGGUUGGUAUCAUGUGCAAGCGCAACCAUGGUUCGAACCGUUCAAUUACACCUCCGACCGGGAAUUGAAUGAUCACGGUUGCUACGAAAACUAUACCAUCUUUGCUAUCUCCUGCUAUCAGUACCUGAUACUGGCGAUCGUCUUCUCGAAGGGCGCACCGUACCGAAAGUCCAUCUUCUCCAACUACGGUUUCAUCAUCAGCAUCGUGGUGAACACGGCGAUUGCAAUUGUGCUUACUGUGUAUCCGCCCACCUGGAUAGCAAAGCAGUUCGAGCUGGUGAUGCCGCCCGAGGGCGAGUUUCGGUUCCGACUGUACCUCGUAGCGUACGGCCUGAUAAACUUUCUGCUCUCGCUAUUCAUCGAGCAUGUGAUUGUGGACGAGCUGGCAUUCAAGCGGCUACGGUACCGUUGGCACAACGUAGCUAAAUCGCGCCGCAAGUACUUACAGAUACAGCAAAUCUUCCAGCGCGAUAUUCAUUCCCCGAGCGACUUUAAAACCGUGUACGGGUGGUCGAACGAAAAGUAUGAUUACUGA